GACGUGUGUCUGUGUGUACUGCCGUCAAUUUAAUAUUCAAACGAUCUCUCUAUAUACAGAUACCAACGUUGUGUUGCGUAUACUUGUGUAUGCGAUAUAUUUCGAGGCACAUGACAUGACUGAUACUAGGCUUGCGUUUUCAUCGGGUCUUAUGGUAUGAACCGCACUGACUGGAUGAUCCCUUUCAUUUUAAAGGUAUCCAGUGGUGCCGCGUGUGAGUGAGUAGGCGUUGCUUUUGUGUCACACCAUUCUUGUGUACGGAGGUUGUAACUGUCGUAAGCUUGGCUGCUGGAGAUUCAGGCGAAAACAGACGCAUAGGUGCAGCGUACGCAGUCUUCAUGCGGGGUUCGAGUCCGUCAUGGUAACUGUGUCGGCCGACCGUUCCAACGGACGUGUUACCAAUGCUAAUAAACGAGUGAUUGCUUUGCGAUGCCUGUUUGCUCGCUGGCUGCAAGCCGGUCUCGUAGCUUUUUUAUAGAUGCCUUGGAAACACCUUGAUCCAGCAAUGGUAUAGACAACUGUGCACUCAAGAGAAAAGGCUUCGGGGUACUAAACCCAUCUAGCAGUCAUCUUUCAAGCCCACACAAGCAAGCCGUUGAAUUUUUUCCUACAGCUUAUCGCCGAUUGCUGUUGUUACGUGAAACAUCGUGGGGAUUAGAUGAAGCAAAUGAUUACCCCGCGUGGAGUAUCAUCUUCGUCCACUAUUUUCUUGUCGUUUUCAAUCCAAUUUGACAAACAUUGGAAUUGGAUCUGUGAUGAACACUAGGAGAGGUACGACAGUGAACAUUUUCCUUCCAGAGGAGAGGUACUGUGGGUUUGAUGUCUUGCGGCCAAGGGACGGGGUAGGUGUUAAAAACGCAAACCAGCAGAUAAAGUGGAGUGGCAGACGGUACGUCGCCCAGUUGGAAGUUUAAAAUCAACAGUAGAAAAACAAAAAUACUCUUCGCCCGUUUUGUAUCUGCUGAUGUAGGCAACUGAAACACGUGUGCACUGAAAUAAACGGUAAGGUUUCAGCUUCGUCGGCCAAAAAUCUCAUUGAUUUUUCUGUCCUGGGAGACUGUUGAGGCAGCUACUACAAGCGGCCUUGACUAGCGGUGUACACGCACCACUGAUGCGAUAUUAGCCAGAACAUUGCUGGCAAGGGCACCAGAUCACCAAAGUACAGGGAAUCUUUUUUCGCUGUCGUUGACUAAGACAUUUUUUCCACGUACAAUAUAAUGGAGGAGCAGGCAAGUGCUUCAUUUCUUCUGUGGGCGCCGCAUCGCCUAACAUGCAAGGAAGCAGUGUGUUUGUAAACGGUUUUCGUACCCGUCCGUCUACAUACCAAUCCGUGACGCCUACCUGCCACUCACACCCGACACGCCCCCUGUCGUCUUCCCACUACCACACUGCCGUUCCUAAACCUGAAGUCCCAGGCAUAUUUGACAAGAUGGAGUGUCUCCGAAAGUUCAAAAUCCACGGCUUUGCCCGCCUGCUGUUCCGCUGGAAGGCCAGUGUGUACAAGCUUCUGUGGCGAGAGAUGCUCGUGUUCCUCCUCUUCUACGGCUUGGUCAGCAUCCUCUAUCGCUCUGCGCUCCGUGGCAUCACCAAGAGUAACUUCGAGCAAUUGGCUUUCUAUGCUUACGAUUAUACCAAAGUGUUCCCUAUAAGCUUCGUUCUGGGGUUCUACGUGACAGUGGUGUUUGACAGGUGGUGGACACAGUUCAAGGCGAUUCCUUGGCCGGACCGGGUGGUGUACAACGUCGCCGCUCACGUGCUAGGAAACGAUGAAGAGGCCCGGAUCAUACGACGGACUCUAGUGCGUUACGUCAACCUGUCCGCUAUCAUGAUCUUCCGUGCUGGUAGCAAGCGGGUCAAGAAGCGCUUCCCAACGCUAUCACAUAUCGUAGAAGCAGGUAUACUUACGGAAGAGGAAAAGAAUAUAUUGAAGGAUCUACCGUCCACCCAUCCCAAAUAUUGGGUUCCCUGUGUGUGGUUCGUCAACCUGAUACGGAUGACGAGAAAACAAGGCCGGAUAGUCAGCGAUCCGGCCAUGAAAACCAUAGUAGAUGAGCUGAAUAAUUUUCGUGACAAAUGCGAUGAACUAUACGGCUUUGAUUGGAUCAUUGUACCUCUGGUGUAUACACAGGUCGUUACCAUAGCAACGUAUAGUUAUUUCGUAGCCUGUCUACUUGGCAGACAGUAUCUGGAUCCUAACGAGAAGUUUGAAGGACACACGAUAGACCUGUACUUCCCGGGAUUUACGCUUCUGGAAUUUGUGUUUUACGUAGGAUGGCUAAAGGUAGCAGAGAAUCUAAUGAACCCGUUCGGCGAGGAUGACGACGACUUUGAUAUGAAUUUCAUUGUUGAUAGAAACCUUCAGAUCAGCUUUCUGACAGUGGACGAUCUUUACGAAAUCAGUCUACCCAUUGUCAGGGACCGACACUUUGAUAUCACCGUACCAGACAUUCCUUACACUAACGCCGCCGUCAAAAACAAGGGCAAACCGUGGCAAGGCUCUGCCAGCAAAGUGCGAUUAUCACGGAGGGAUAUGGCCUUCACGUGUAUGCCCCACAAAGUCUUCACGGAGGAAGACGAGGUAAUGACAUGCAAACUCCACACAAACAGCCUCAAGAAGAACAAUGACGGCCACCCUGACGUCUCCAGCGAGAGAAACAGCUCCCCCAACGACGACGAUGGAGGCCGAGAGACCGGGAGCAACAACUUUUCCAACUUCAAGCGGCCGCCUCCCGCAUACAGCUCCUUUAUGCCGUCCAACCUCCAAACGGGACCCAGGCCGCCAGAGGAACUGGCCGUGCCGCCCAAGAAGCUCAGCCGAUCGACGGGGGAGAGGCGAAAGGACCUGACCCACCAGGCUCAAGCCAAGCGAGACCGAGCCGAAUCGGCAGCAGCGGCCACGGAAGAACCCUCUUCCAACUCGCGGUCCAGGCAGGAGGAGCGUGGCACCAGGGACUGCAGCAGCGAGGAGGACGAUGAGUGCUCCCCGUUGAGUAACUCUAGUUAUCCGGUGGACUUGAAUCAAAUGGUGAACGAGUCAGUAAUAUGACCCGCAAACAAGCUUGAGCCUCUUGUGACUAUUGUGUACCAUUGGAACAGUACUCCCAAGCAGUUGUGCAUUACAUCCCUUAAAAGUAUGUGUGUUUUUAACUCGGAAUCUAAACGGCGUUAGUGCAUUGCAAGUAUACGUACCGACUGCAGUUUGAGAAAGGAACUUAAUCGUGUCGCAGACGUGUCCUCCGUCCUUGUAACGCCAAAGAAAAUCCACGAUAUACCUCGACGGUACUGUUGACCUAUGGUUCGUUCUAGACUGUUCGCGCUUAUGAGGCCUCCAGGCAAGCAAGGAUGCCUCCAUUUGAGAACAAGGGCGAUCAUGUUUAGAAGGGGAACUGUCGCCUGUCACCACCAAUAAACAAGGACAUUUUGGCCUGUUGUGAGACUUAAAACAGGAUUUCAGAAGGACUUUCCUGAGACAGUGCGAGAGUUACAGUUCUUCAUCGUCGCACCAGUGAUUCAGUUUUCAAUGUCUUCAAGCGCUGGACACGGGAGGAACCACGAAACAGCGACGACGUCAUGGCCGCCUAUCCGUGGGAUUAGUCAAGGUCACCGGUAGGCCGUGAUCGCAUCGGACAUGUUCAUUGGAUGAUUUUUGUUUAACGCUGGUAGAAGCAACGUAGACGAAAAACCUGUAGACAUUUCAAACAAAACGAUUCGACCUUUUUGUGUUUACUAGCUAUCAACGUGGAGCCUUCUCGUCUAAUACUUUAAGAACAGGGUUCAUGCAUCUACAGUUGCCAAUUUGCAAAUUAGGCUUUCCAAGGUGGACAUCAGUGUUUACAUUUUGCUGUCAUGAAAACAAUGGUGACAAGCAGAAAUCAUCGUGGGAUUAUUUUAUAUCAGCGGCAUGCUUUUUACCACCUUUAAUUGUAAUAGUAUAUAUAUAUAUAUUGAACCUGGUAUAUUAUGAAUAAUUAAAUGUAAAAUGAAUGGCCGAAAGUAUACCGUCAUUUUCCCUUACAAUAUCUAUCAUAUUAAUUGCUAUUUCACAUACACCCAAAAGUAUUCAAAUAAAAGGAAAUGUGACGUUGUAGGUAAUGGACCUUUGGCUGUAUCAAAAAUACUCGUGUAAAAUUGAACUGGCAAUAAUGACUGAGGAACAAUGUACCGGUAGUUUAGAAGGCAUAAACUUUCCAUGUUACGUAAAUAACAGUGAAGGCUUGGAUAUAAAUAUAAAGCGCACACGUUGAAUCAACGGCUUGUGAAAAGGCUAACUUAAGCAUGUAGACGGUGUUGAGUGUCAGAUUUACAUCGUUCGCAAGGUGUAAGUAUAGACUUCAAAUUAGCCUUACUAGAAGAAGGGUGCAGUUGUCUUUCUGAGCUACAAUAAAGGAUAUCUGCUGCUUAUAUAUGUUAGUUUGCAGUGCAUCGCUCCAAUACAUGCUUAGGACUGCUUUGGGGUUAAUAAAAUUCAUUCCACGACUGGUGUAAAGCUCAUUUUGGGCGGAAAUAUCGAAAGGUGUGAAUAAGUUUACACUUUACUCAAGUCAAAUUGACAGCGACGAUAAGCCGUUGAAGAAGAAAAUGUUCAGCUGUGGUACGAGGUGGUCUUCUGUUGAGUUGUUGAAUUCAUGAACGUUUCAAACUAAUCCACUUUUGCUGCAAAUUUCAGUUGAAAUACGGGUGCCAGUAGGCCUAUAAGGAUCCGUUAAUAUUGCAGUUGUGAGACUAUUGUAGGCCUGGUCUCAAUAAUAGGGGACAAAACUGUCAACUUUAAUUCAAGCUGUCUGGCUUGGAAAUAUUCAUUUUAUCAUUGGAAACAAAAGUAAAAUAUGAUUUUAACAUUUGUUUCGAAAGUAAUAACGAAAACAAAAUACGAUUUCUUGUAUCAGUGUUGCCCAGUCUGGUCCAGACUACACUUGAGCUCUCAUUCUAACCCAAAGUUGACCUGAAAUUCGUGCAGCACUUUGGUCAUUCUAAAAACUUGGGAUCUGCUUUCCUCCCAAAUCUUAUGAUUUUGAUUGAUCACUUCAUCAAUCAAGAUACGCUCCUCAAUACCUUUGUAUAGGAGUGAGUGUAAAAACCAAACUUGCAUACUCUACGGAUGCAAAAAAAAGUCUUUUCUUAUGCUACUAAAAUGUUCAAAAUAUUUAUUUACAAAUUUAAUAGAACUUUCCUCUUUUUAAUAGGUUUCAGACAGUCAUUUUAUAAAUUUAUCCCUUGAUGUAACUACCUCUAAGAAAGAUAACAUGGAACAUGUAAACGUUUAACUUUACUAAUUCGGAUUGGUGUAUCUUUGCCAAAGUAUUGUCCAUGCUACACUGGUAAUUUGAAGGUGACAUGAAAAUUUAGGGGAUCAGAAUAUUUUGUUUACAAAUGAAUAUUUAUGGCAAGAAUUUGGAGCACCUGUGCAAAAUAUCAACGUCAUUCAAAUUUAAUUUCAGUUUCUUUUGAACAGGAUUCGAACAAACUAUAUUCCAGGUCUUGAUUGGCUUCAUUCGACUCAAAAGAAAGAUUUAGCGAGCUCAGACACAAAACCUUCGGCAUGAAUCCGAGAUAAGAAAAAAUGAGAAGUUCAAGAUUAAGUGAGGAUAUAAGGCGAGGCUCAAGUCAGGUCUGGACGUUAAUCUGAUUUCACUGUGUUGUGGCCGAGGAAAUAUCGCAUCAACUCCUCAGGCCAAAAAAGUAAUGGGCUACUAAACGUGAUCCAUUAUUUAUUUUGAUUACCUGUGUGAACAAAAAUCUUUUUGAUUCUGAAUUUAUUGUGAAAAUGACAUUAUUUCUGUUGUUUAUCCAUAUAGCUUUGUGAAAAGUGAUUUAUAUUUAACUCGACUUCAGAACAGAGGGUUUAAUUGGUUUUUUUUUUUAUUCUUGUUGAGAGGUAGAAGUAUAUAUUUUUUCUAUCGACCUUACCACAGACAUUGACACAAACUAAAUUUAAAUGUCAAUAUCGACGGACUAGAGGUGCAGGAACCUGGUGCUAUAUUAUGUAUGAUGCUAGGCCUAUGAGAUUAUUAAGGUUGCCAGACGUCAAAAUUUCACAGUCAUAGCUUCUCACAGACCCGUCAGUAUUUUUGAAAAAUUUGUUUAAGAUUCGUCAAUAUUUAUGAUUACGUAACACCGGGCACAGAUUUAUCUCCUUGUGGUAACUUCACACCCGUACUACCCUAUUUGGUCUUCGUACAGUAUAAAGGACAUGUACGCCUGUUGGGUGGGGUGUUUGUUUGUUUGUUUGUUUAUUUGUUUUUCCUUUUUUUUUUUUUUUUUUUGGAGGGGCACAACAUUCAAGCAUUACAAACCUUUGGGGGUAACAUCAGGACUCCAAAGGGGGGAAAACACCCUUCCUCCUCAGUGUGAUUCUCCCUCAGCUUUACUCACAGUUAAGCUGUAAAAUUGUGAGUACAGAUGAGGUUGCUGAUUUUAUCAUUGUCCUAAGUUGUUUACAAACCUGUGUGAGAUCUGUCUGGCAGCCGUAAUAGCAUGAAAUGGGCAAGAUUGAUUUGCGCUGUUUGUUGUUCAUAUUUAUAAGUGAUUUGAUUUGUAAUAGGACCCACCUACAAACCGCGGAGACAGGUAUAGCUGGCCUGGACUACGUGAUAUUCCAUUUUCUGUCAAAGGAAUGGCCAAUUUUUGUAUACGCAUGGCUGAAUAAAAAGUGUCACUAGACGUAGUCUUGGAGUA
Messenger RNA from Acanthaster planci (crown-of-thorns starfish), 6675 nucleotides. RefSeq names its product bestrophin-2a-like. The record is from RefSeq and is a predicted model, not a curated record. Lineage: Eukaryota; Metazoa; Echinodermata; Asteroidea; Valvatida; Acanthasteridae. Gene Ontology annotation, molecular function: chloride channel activity.